AUGGCUCCAAGUUACGGAAGUAUCCAUCGAUAUCUGUUACGAACAGUUGCUAGUCUGGGUGUGAUAUCUGUGCAAGAAGCUAAGAAAGCUUUAAAGAAUAUUGUUCACGAAAAUGAAGAAGUUUCCAUUCCAGAAUUAGUGAAUCAAAUUAAUAAAGAAAUCAAGAAUAUAAAGCAAGUUCUCAAAAUUACACAUGAUGAAACAAGUGGAGAGGAUGUGAUUGUAUUUAUAUCGCUUGGAUUUGACGAGGCUACUAAAUCCCAAAAUCUAUUUCCUGCUUCAGAAUUGGAGUACUUCAGAGUUCUUAUUGAACAGAUUAUGUCAACGGAGAAUCGUCAGAUCACUGGGAUCUAUGCUUUAAAUUUGGUUGGUAAUAUGAAGUCAGCAUACACAAAAACAGCUGCUCAGAAAAUAUUGGACACAUGGUGCAGAAUGAGGUAUUUAGAAAAAGAAGACAGAAAUUACGUACUUGGAGUGAGGACAAUUCAGGAGUUUGAUGGUUACCUAAGAGAGAACAUGCCAGACGCUAUUGAUGAAUGUUGCUUGUGCAAACAAAUUGUUUUUAGGGGUUAUAACUGCAUUAGUUGUGGGAAAGCUGUACACACUCGAUGUCUAAAUAAAUACACAGAAAGAAUGCAGAAAUGGCCUUGUUGCAAGAUUGACUACAGCCCGGACCAAUUGGAAAGGAUGUUGUCUCAAAGUUCCAGAUUAUCACAGAGUCAGCUAGUACCAGCUCCGCAGGAUGAAACCGAUGAUACAGGAAUGUCAUACGAGAAUUCAGACGAACUGACACAAGAGAUCCCAAGCCAAGAUAUAAUACCAGAAAUCUCUCAGCGCGUAUCGAGGAAACGUAAGAGAAUUAAUAGUUGA
This is a messenger RNA of Leptosia nina, 870 nucleotides long. The record is from the annotation of a GenBank genome assembly. Lineage: Eukaryota; Metazoa; Arthropoda; Insecta; Lepidoptera; Pieridae.